Messenger RNA from Sceloporus undulatus (fence lizard), 2607 nucleotides. It is a transcript of the gene BMP15, whose product is annotated as bone morphogenetic protein 15. Gene Ontology annotation, cellular component: extracellular region. Gene Ontology annotation, molecular function: cytokine activity; growth factor activity. The record is from RefSeq and is a predicted model, not a curated record. Gene Ontology annotation, biological process: SMAD protein signal transduction; BMP signaling pathway. The transcript has 2 exons. Bases 1 to 1215 code for a protein of 404 amino acids. Lineage: Eukaryota; Metazoa; Chordata; Lepidosauria; Squamata; Phrynosomatidae.
AUGGCUGGCUGGUGCUCCCUUUCUCCAUGCAGGGCUUUGCUCUUCUUGGCUUUGCUCCUGCCCCUGGAGACCCCCAUGGGAGAUGGAGAGAGGGAGGCCCCUGAUGCAGAUGGGCCCCUUAUGGCAGGCCCUCCCCUGCCCCUGAUCCAGGUGCUCCUAAGCCAAGCCCCUACCCGGACCCCAGGACGGCGCAGGAGGCAGGCAGGUGGGCCCCCACUGCGCUACAUGAUGGGUUUGUACCGGAGUGUGGCCGACCGGCACGGCCAGCCUCGCAGGAACCGUCAGCUGCCCACCAACACCAUCCGCCUGCUCCGGCCCUUCGCCAAGCACCGCCAACCUGGGACAGGUCCCUGGUUGGUCUGGACUCUGGACUUCCGCCUGGAGGUCAAACCCCCCUUGGAGCACCUGGUGAGGGCUGUGGCUGUCUACUCUCCCACUCAGUCCUUAAACCGUGGCCUUUUUGCCUGCAGGGCCGAAUUGCUCCUGGACCGAAGCACCGUCCCUCCCUGCCUGCUUGGCAAACUUCGGCCUCCCCCCUUGGCCAAUUUGACCACCAACACUGCCUCUGUGGGUCAAGACGGCUGGACGGAGGUGGACCUCUCUGCCCACCUCCAGCUGCAGGGGGACUGGGGGUCGCAGCAGAGCCGGGUCCUUCACUUGCUUCACGCGUGCUGCCCCCUUGACCCUAGAGGACAGGAGGAUCUGGUCUCCCUGAAUGACCCCUUCUUGCUGCUCUACCUCAACGACACGCGGCGGUUCCUGAGGGCAGAGGCAGGGGGCUUGAGCCUGACCAAGGAGAAGCCCUCCAGGAGAAGGCCCUCUCUCAUCCGCAGGACACGCCAGACCGGCCGACUGGCCCUGGACCUGCCCAGCUACUCCCCGGCUGGGGGCCCCAAGCAGAGCGAGUGCUCCCUGCGGCCCUUCAGGGUCAGCUUCAGCCAGCUGGGCUGGGACCGCUGGAUCAUUGCCCCGCACUGGUACCGGCCCCAGUACUGCAAGGGGGCCUGCCCCCGGGUCCUGCGCUACGGCUACAACUCCCCUAACCACGCCAUUGUCCAGAACUUCAUCAAUGAACUGGUUGACCAGAGUGUUCCCCGGCCCUCCUGCGUCCCCUACAAGUACAGCCCCAUCAGCGUCCUCAUGAUUGAACCCAACAAUGACAUCCUCUACAAGGUCUACGACAACAUGAUUGCCAAGUCCUGCACCUGCCGCUAAGGCGCCUGCGGAGAGGGUCAGUGUGGAGAGGCUGACCCAUGCAGUCCUCCAGCCAGGACCUGACAUGCUCUGCACACCUCUGAGCCCCAUUUCCACCCCCCUAGCAUCCCUCUGACAGCCCCUCCAAGAGAUAGUCCAGAUUUUAACAAAGUUGGGCUCCUUUUCACCUGGCCCCUGAUGCCUUCCUUCCCCAGUGACCUGAUGGACACACAGACAUCGUUCGUCUCUUUUACACCAGGACUUUUAUACAACAUUUGGAAAGGUGGCCAUCUCCAUUUUCUCUCUGGAAGAAGAAAGAAGGGGUGCCAGGCAGACUCCUAAGACAGUCUUGUUUUUCUUUUGGUCCUGAUGGGAGUCUGGUGCAGCAGGAGGAAGACAAUGAAGGAAGUGCACUCAGCCGUGCCUCUGAGAGCAGGGUGCUGGGGGCGGAUAUGGGGCAGAGGCUGGGUUUGCCCCAUUUUGUCUUUGAGGGUCUCCUGUCCUGAGGGCCAAAUCUCCUGCCUCUGAGCAAAGUGCCUGCCCUCCCCAUUCUGGAAAGAGGGGUGAGAGGCAGGGUGGGGGGCACCUGGGGCCAGGGAAGCACUGCUUGUGUGUGGCGCGCGCAUGGGGGGGUCCUAAUUAAGGAGGGUCCAAGCCUCCCCUUUGGCACAAGAGGCAGGCCGAUACCUUGAAAUGUGUGUGUAGUGUGAACUCCAGAGGAGCUGACGCUGGGGACUUCCCCAGGCUUCCCAGUCGGUCAGUCAGUCGAUUGGUCAGUCUCAUUCUCCCCGGCCAAAGUCAGGCCUCCGGAGCCACAAAGGGGGCAGCGCUGUCUUUGGGCCGCUUCCUCUUCAAUGGAGUUGCAUGGCGCUGCUCCCCCCUUUUCUCUCGCUUUGGGGCACCCUUCUCCACGUUCUGCCUGCCUUCCUUGUGGUUAGUUCCCGCCUUGUGUACCCUCUCAAAAUGCAAAUAAAAGCACACUGUCAUUGUCACUUGCAGUUUUGGGAGAUAUCAACCCAUGGAGUUCUGCUAAAGGCUUUGAAAAAUGUAAGGGGAAAUAGUGGGGUGGGAAAAGGAAGUCUAUUCUGCUGCUUUCUAGACCUGGUCAGUUUGGUCUUUAAAUAUGUUUCUUGCAAUAAAAGAAUACAGUGUCUGGAGGUUUUAAGCUGAACUAGACUGAGUGGAUGAGCGGCCGGACAGGCAGAGGCCCUUGGCUCAUUUUGGUCCCAUCCAGGAGAAGGGGCCCUUCCAUUGCUUUGGCUUGAUGUGGGGGGCAUGCAAGCUUUCCUGGGGUCUGCAAGCCCAUCCUUCAAGGGCCUUUCAGCUGUUGGUGGGCCUCUGCUGGUGGAGGGUUUUAUCCCUGGGCUUUUCUCCAACAAACUCGCCAUGUCCUUCUGAGCUAGAGCACUUUGA